Messenger RNA from Phymastichus coffea, 3988 nucleotides. It is a transcript of the gene Syngr, whose product is annotated as synaptogyrin. The transcript has 4 exons. The coding region runs from base 57 to 731 and encodes 224 amino acids. Lineage: Eukaryota; Metazoa; Arthropoda; Insecta; Hymenoptera; Eulophidae. Gene Ontology annotation, cellular component: synaptic vesicle membrane; neuromuscular junction. The record is from RefSeq and is a predicted model, not a curated record.
AGCUUUCGAAAGUUACCGUGGGCUCACGUCGCGAGUAGAGUGUCAGUCGCGCUAAAAUGGACGGUGGUGGAGCUUACGGAGGCGGCAAAGCCGGAGCCCCAUUCGACCCUAUCACUUUCGUACAAAGGCCCGCAGUUAUCCUUCGAGGGUUAUGUAUCCUGUUUGCAAUCAUUGUAUUUGGCUGCAUAAGUAGCAAAGGAUACCGAGAAGAAAAUGGAAGAGAAAUUUGUCUAUACAAUAAAGAGUCAAGUUCACCUUGCAGCUAUGGCACAGCAAUUGGUGUGAUUGCCUUCCUGGCGAGUAUUGGCUUCCUGGCAGGCGAAUACUUGUUCGAACAGAUGUCCUCCGUGAAAACUCGAAAACAUUAUGUUCUUGGUGAUCUGGGUUUCUCUGGAUUCUGGGCUUUCCUUUACUUCGUUGGAUUCUGCUACUUGUGGAGCUCGUGGAGCAGUGCUGAACGACCAAAGGAUGGCGUUGGUGUAAAUAAUGUACAAGCUGCUAUUGCAUUCAGCUUCUUUUCUAUCUUUACAUGGGCUGGUUGCGCUUGGUUCGCGUUCCAACGAUUCAAGCAGGGAACCGACGCUGCGUUCGCUCCUAGUUACGAGGCUGACCCAACUGGAGGUCAAGGUUACACGAGCUAUCCAGAUGCUACCGAUGCUGCUUAUCAAGAUCCUCCAUUCAAUCAACAACAACAAAGAGGUAUGGGUGACUUCCAGGCUCCAGCUUACUAAAAAGGUCAUCCAUAUAAUGUCGUUAUAAAUAAUAUAUAUUCCAAGGCCACCACAGCGAACUAAUAAUGAUAGGAGUUUAUUUGUUAAUUAUACUUAUCUGUUAUCCUUACGUUUAAUAACAAUAGCAACAAACUGCAACACAAAUCUCAUGUACUGUCGCGUAUCGUGAUCUAAGAGAAGUAUUAGUAUUUUACAUAAACUCGCUUGUUUCUCGCCAUUUAUCUUCCAUCUCAUCCAUCUAUAUACAAAGAACGUUGUAGUUCAAUACAGGCAUGAGUAAGGUUUUCUUUACUAACCAGUAUUAAAAAAAACUGUACUAUACCUAUAUAGAUAUAUAUUCUUAGAUUGAUCAAACAAUCUUAUUUGUAACUGAACAUUUCUAUGCCUACUAUUGAAUGAUUUUCGUCAAGAUUCUUAAUAAAAUAAUAUUUAAGUUUUUUUCAUUUAUUUCAAUGUUAUUUUUCAAUGAAUAUACCAAUUUCUUUUUAUUAUUGAAGAUUAACGAUUAUUCAUGUCUUAUUAAAUUGCAUAUUAGCUGACACAAAGGCCUCUCAUAAAGAGUUUACUCGUUCAUAGCACUGAAACGCUCCUGUCGCUAAUAGAUCGUUAUAAAUAUUUGGUCUAAAAUUGAGUCUGCAUAGGGAGACGCAAUUUGAAAUAAAAAUCUACCUGUUGAACAAUGGCAAUGAUUGUUAGCCACUUGCAAGUUGUACUUAAAUGUGUGUGCAAGAAGAAAAAAUAAGAGAUAGAAUGUCUUUAAAGCUAGAUACGCGAGGCACUAAACAAAAACUACUACGACCAUUUCUUUAGUUGAUACAGGAGAAUUAAGAACCAUUCAGUAUCAUCAAAAAAUUGAUAAUGAUACGUGUAUAUUAAUAAUACAUAUUAGUACAUGCACUGGCUAUAUAUAUAUAUAUAUAUAUAUAUAUUUUAUUGUCGUGACGUGUUCAAGAUUUGAAAACGAGGCAUAUAAAUUAUAACACUACGUGAUAUUUAGAACGAAUCAACGAAGUGGUCGUUAUAAGUCUGCUUAAAUAAUAAAGUCCUGCAUUGUUAAAUAAGCGCCGAUUAAUGUAUGUUUAUUUAUUUGUUUUAAUUAUACUUUUCGAUUAUUAAUGAAAAAUUAUCGCGUUUCAAGCUAUUGCUAAAAGAAAUGUUUUAUUUUGCGACAAAAAAAAUAGAUAAAAAACGAUGUUACCAAAUAAUUAUACAGUUAAGUAAAUCUUUUGUUUGCAGUAAAAUUUUUGUUGUAAUUUUCUUUUCUAGAUUAAUUGCUAUAUUAUGUUUACUAUUUUUACUGCGUCAAUGGAUUAUCUUAUACAAGGUAAAAAUAUUCAUAGUGUUAAAAUUGUUUUGCUUGUAUUGGCUUGUAUUUUUACACAAUAUUCAAUAAUUAGUUCGUAUUUGUUUGUGGCCACCAGGAAUUCAAACCAGUUGGUGAAUGAAAUAUACUUUAUAGGUACAGUUUCCGAAAAACAUAUUGGUAACGAAAAAAAUAUUAAAUAUUCUUAUGAAAAAGCAAGUGCUUCUAAUUUGGUCUAUUGAUUAUAAACGUGUAUAGUAUCAUGAACGUAAAGAAGAAAUAGCAUUAUAAUCGUAAACCAUUGAAUUAUCAAAGUUCUGACUUGAGUUGAUUGAGUCAGCAAAUAAAUUUGAGAAAUGAUCAAUAGAAAUUCUUAUUAUGUUUUAAAAAAUUAAUGCUGAAGUCUGCUCUGGUAAUCAAAUUCUAUUUGAUAAAUAAAUGUACAAAUUUAAUGAUAAAAAGUAUUGGUGGUCGAUAAUAACAAUAAUAAUAUACGUUAACAGGUAAAUUAGAAAUUCUAAAGUUUCAAGUUCUAAUUGAUAUAAAGAAUAUUUCAGAUAAAUAUCUGAACAAUUUCAAUAAAAGAAAACUGUUUCCGAGUGCUCUUUGAAUGAUUCAUCCUUGGAUACAAUUUAACACUGUAGAUGCUUUAAGCUUUGAAAAACAUUCGGAAAUGAGUUCAGGUUUUAAAGGAAAUCAAUGAUUUAAAUUUAAUCAAACAAAAAUAAUUUAUAUUGCAAAUUUCGCGAGUCACUAUAAUGAAAUGUUUGUGCCAGAGAGGAAUUCGCCGCGACAAUAUGAACCUUUGAAUCAGAAAAGCAACUGUAUUUAAAUUGCAAUGAAAAUUACUACUAUAGUGUGUAUAAAAAACAAAAUUAAAACUUCUAUUAAAAUUAUAUAAGUAAUUUAUGAAGAUUUAAAAAAAAUAUAUAUACUUACUAACGUAGCCAACCCGCAUUUAUUCUAGUUCUGUAAGAGAUGCCCCUGUGCAGUGCAGAGAUCUCAAUGUUUACAUACAAAUCUAGUUUAAUAUAUAUAUGAGUUAUUGUAUAAUAAUUGUAAUUCACGUCGCAUUAUAAUUUAUAAUCUAUUCGAAUUUGAUUCUGAAAAAAAGCCACAGCUAAAAUAACUUUUCACAACAAGCGUUUUUUUUUAUUUUAAUCAAAAGUCAUUGGUUGUGGAGUCUCCAUAUUGACGAAGUGAAACAUUUUUGUAUCUUUUUAUACAAUUUAUGUUGUACAUACAGAAGCGCGUGCAUUUAUGAGAUGCUAGUGUGUGCACUCGAAUGACAUUGUGGAUUUGUUACAUUUGUUUAUUAUACAAUAUGACAUUUCAUUGAGGCAGCAGUCCAAUGAAAAUGCCUUCUCUUUUUUGUAGACAAUUUGAAGUAUUUCAUUUUUUACCACGCGAGCUUUAUUUGCAUUGGAAAUGGAAAUCAUUAUUAUCAAAUGUAAAUAAAAUCUACGAUAAAUGUCAAGGUAACCCAUAUCCAUCCCAUAAAUGAAAUCGAAGCUUCCGUAAUCUUGAUAAAGAAAUGGGCUACGCUCGUAACACUGAAAAAAUGGGUGUAAAUUUCAAGCAAUACGCGGAAUUCCGAAGUUUAAAAUCUGGAUGCAUGGAUAGUUGUGUUAUUUCAUUACUUGUUCAUACACUGUAAACAUACCUUUUUUUAAUCCUAACAAUGAAACUGUAUUAUACAUCGUAAUGUCAGAACCUAUCCUGAAUUGCAAAUAAAUGUUAUUAUUUAUUGUGUUAAUGGUUCUGGUUUAUCAUUAUCAAAACCUGAAAAAUCUUAAGGUCGCCCUAUAAAUGUCUGUAGUACUUGAAAAGGAAGAAAUUGUCAUGGCAUCACAGAUUACAUGUCUAUAAAUAUUCAAGAAGAAGAAAUUGAAAUAUUUGUUAUAAUGUAUUUUUUCAUUUUUAUAUGCUACAGACAUAUAUAGAGAGAACUUGA